Molecule: messenger RNA, 1559 nt
Organism: Nematostella vectensis (starlet sea anemone)
Lineage: Eukaryota; Metazoa; Cnidaria; Anthozoa; Actiniaria; Edwardsiidae
Product: RNA-binding protein cabeza
Exons: 3
Coding region: 122-1408 (428 amino acids)
Source: RefSeq, a predicted model, not a curated record
GUAAGGUACAUAUUUGACAGGAAAUUCAAUCUUUCAAAGAACAAAACCUGCAUUCAUCAUAACAGAACCAAAACCGAACCCUUUUUUCAAAUAAUACAGAUCACGACAUUGUAUUGAAGUUAUGCAUUUUCUAAUGGCAGUGGUUUUGUUACUUCAAGUUGUUUCGCGCGUCAUAGCGGAGCAAAGAUCAUUCAAGGGGGCCAUUUACACGUUCAAGGAUAAGUACUUUGUUGCGGGAAUAUCUCAUCAGGUUGCAAGGUUGCACUCAGCCUUAGAUUGCGCACAGGUUUGUCUCAAGGACAACAAGUGUUUAGCCGUAACGUUCUGCGAAAAAAGCAAUGAGAUGCCCUUUCCUGGGUGCCUUCUUCACACGAUCGGAGUUAAAAAUGGCGACGGUAGCGACACCAACCUUACUGAUAGGCCUGGAUGUUCAUUUUACCAAUUUGCUGAUCUGGAGGAGGAAUGUUCGCGCAUUACGUGUCUAAAUGGCGGAUUGUGUAAAUAUGACAACUCAAUGGGAGGGACAGGAUGCGUUUGUACUCCAGAAUACAGUGGAGAUUAUUGCCAACAGAGAAAACCUAUCUACUAUGUAUUUACAACACUGAAUGGAAAAGGGAAAAAUGGACCAGACAACACAGAUCAAUACAAAGAUACAAUGUUAAACAUAGUAACACUUGCAAGUGGCAGGCAAAUUUGGAGUGUUCCUCACACAGGGAGAUACCAUAUGGAAAUCUGGGGUGCCUGUGGUGGUGACUCAACUACAAACGGGGGGCCUGGGGCAAAGGUCUAUGGCUUUUAUCAUCUGGAAGCUGGAAAUCAUCUUGAAAUAAGUGUUGGCCAAAGAGGUCUUAGUAGUAGUACUGGUGGUGCAGGCGGUGGAGGAGGGAGUUUUGUCUUGUUUGCCAACAGAACCAUCAUUGCUGUGGCAGGGGGUGGGGGAGGCGGGGCUGGGUACUUGUCGCAGCAAUCUGGAGAUGGCGGCCAGACUACACCAGGGGGGAGCUGGUAUGGCGGUCAAUGGGGGAAAGGGGGAAAGGUGGUUUCAGGGAAUGAAUCAACAAAAGCAGGGGGUGGGGGUGGGCUCCUUGAAAAUGGAAUGUGUUGUACAACACCAAACUGUGAUGGUACGAGACAUCAAGAGCAAUGCGACCAGGGAGGGAAAUCCAGAAAUUUGGAUCUCUUAGGAGGGGAUGGCUUUAACCAUGGUGGAGAUGGAGGAUUUGGAGGGGGAGGGGGAGGUGGGGGUAAUUACCCUGGGGGAGGGGGUGGGUACUCAGGAGGAGGAGUGUUUGCAAAGACUGUUGGUGGUAUAGCAGGAGGGGGAGGGUCCUACAAACCAUCUGGAUUUUCUGCCGCUCCAGGCGUCAAUUGUGGUGAUGGAAAAGUUAUUAUCACAUACUUUGGGUGAUGAGAGCCGGGGGACGUAUAACUGGCAAUUUAUCUUUCAUAUAAUCAUCCCCAGACAUGACCCAUAACGUCCCCCCCCCUAUUACAGAUAAAAACAGCUUUUAUGUUUGAAGUAUUGUAUAUUAAUGGAGAAUUAAAAGGAGAACAAACUC